AUGGCGGGCGAGGCGGAGGGCGGGAUGGAGUUCCUCACGGGAGUCAGGGAGGGCUUCUCGGAGGAGGUGGCUUUUCAAAUGGGUUUUGGCGAAACAGAAACAGACUCGAGGAGUGACCCCAUCGCCUGGCUGAUGUGCCAGAACCUUCGCGGGCCCCACCUGGCGCGCCCACGGCCCCCCUCCGGCCCUGACAUCCGCAGAGCUCGGAUUGACGGAGCUGGCCCGCGCGCCGGCGGCCAAGCCAACACAAGCAUCGUCCGGCAGCCUCUGCGCUCGGAACGAGACACCGGGGCGCCCGGGCGCGCGCGCGGGGCCGAGUUCCAGGGACUUCGGGGAGCCCCCACCCCGCCCCCGCCCCCGCCACCGCCUCUCUGCAGCCCGGCCCGGGUCCUGCACCUGCCCCUGCCCCUGCGGCGGGGCCCGGCCCGAAGCCCCAGCCGUCGGGGGACCAGGCACCGGGGCACCGAUCAGGACCGUGUUGCAACCGGAUUUGGCAAAAUGACCGGCAGAUCCGCCCAGGAACCCGGAGGCGUUUGGAUCUCCAUCUUCGAUGGCGUCCCUCCGACGUUGAAGGGAGAUGCUUUGACCCCAGAGAGGAGGGUCUCCAUUGGGUCUGAAACCUGGAUGUGGCUCAGGGAAGAAACGCAGUUUGAGGCCCAAUCUCCGGAGCUCAGGUGACCGCAGUGUCUCCCGCCAGCUGCACCGAGAGGCAAACCGGGAGCGAGAACAGGCCAGCGAAGCCGCCAGCUCUGUAGACGCGGAUGCACCUGAAGUUAAUGACAGCCAAGAGGUGUCGGCGAGAGGAGCCUGGAGAAUACAUUCACUUAGGGUAUUUCUAAAGGUCGUUCUCACGGUAUGUUUUUUUGGGGGGAAUAUCCUCUCGAAAAUGAUUUUAGUAAAACAAACAAACAAAAACAAACGAGGCAUCCAAGUAGUU
Myotis myotis is the source of this 937-nucleotide messenger RNA. RefSeq lists its product as uncharacterized. The transcript has 5 exons. NCBI's taxonomy places the organism in Eukaryota, Metazoa, Chordata, Mammalia, Chiroptera, Vespertilionidae. Bases 1 to 678 code for a protein of 225 amino acids. The record is from RefSeq and is a predicted model, not a curated record.